Molecule: messenger RNA, 2718 nt
Organism: Ananas comosus (pineapple)
Lineage: Eukaryota; Viridiplantae; Streptophyta; Magnoliopsida; Poales; Bromeliaceae
Product: mitogen-activated protein kinase kinase kinase NPK1-like
Exons: 17
Coding region: 193-2187 (664 amino acids)
Biological process (GO): protein phosphorylation
Molecular function (GO): protein kinase activity; ATP binding
Source: RefSeq, a predicted model, not a curated record
UCCAUUUCUAAUUGAUCCAACUACACAGCCUCACAGUACGACGACGACGACGACGGCGAGGACGAGGACGAGGACGAAACCCUAAAAUUCGACGAAGAGAGAAGAAAUUUUGGGCGAACGAUUCCAUUUUUAAUCGAUCCAACCAAAUCCGCGUGACUACAACCACGACGAAGGAGAAACCCUAAGAGAUCGAUGAAGAGGGAGGAGACUACCUUCGGCGGAAGCGCGAUGCAAGACCUCUUCGGAUCCGUGCGCCGAUCCUUCGUCGGAAGACCAAACCCUAGCGCGGAGGAGAGAUCCAACGGCGGAGGGGUGAGCCGGAUCGCGGAGAAGAUCGGAUCUUGCCUCAGGAAAUCGAGGGUCGGAUUGGACAUAGGGUUAGGGUUAGGGUUCUUGCCCAAGAGCCUAACCCCGCCCCGAAGGAUUGCAAGCACCGCUGCCGCCGAGGUCGAGGCCCCUCAGAUCCGGUGGAGGAAGGGGGAGCUUAUCGGUUGCGGCGCCUUUGGACACGUCUAUAUGGGCAUGAAUCUAGAUUCCGGGGAGCUAAUCGCCAUUAAGCAGGUUUUGAUCGGUGCGAGCAAUGCUUCCAAAGCAAAAGCCCAAGCUCAUAUCAGGGAACUCGAGGAAGAAGUGAAGCUUCUCAAGAACCUUUCUCAUCCGAACAUUGUUAGAUACUUGGGAACUGCAAGAGAGGAAGAGACAUUAAAUAUCCUGUUAGAGUUUGUUCCGGGCGGAUCUAUUUCAUCAUUGCUUGGGAAAUUUGGAUCAUUUCCUGAGGCUGUUAUUAGAAUGUACACGAAACAGCUUUUGCAAGGAUUAGAGUAUCUACAUCGUAAUGGAAUUAUACACAGGGAUAUAAAGGGGGCAAACAUACUUGUCGAUAACAAAGGUUGCAUUAAGCUUGCCGACUUUGGGGCAUCUAAGCAAGUUGCUAAGCUGGCAACUAUGACAGCUGCUAAGUCUAUGAAAGGUACUCCGUAUUGGAUGGCACCAGAAGUAAUUGUUCAAAGUGGACAUAGCUUCUCUGCUGACAUUUGGAGUGUUGGUUGUACUGUUAUUGAAAUGGCUACUGGUAAACCGCCGUGGAGCCAGCAAUAUCAAGAGGUUGCCGCAUUAUUCCAUGUGGGGACAACAAAGUCACAUCCACCUAUUCCAGAGCAUCUCUCCUUGGAGGCCAAGGAUUUUCUUCUGAAAUGCUUACAGGAAGAACCAAGCUUGCGGCCUACUGCAUCAGAUCUGCUCCAGCAUCCAUUUGUUACGGGAGAAAUUGAGGAUCCACAUCAAUCAAGUCGUGUUGUGAACAAGGAGUCCUCCGAAAUUGAGCAUGCGGCAUCUAAACUGCAAGCAAAUAACUCCUGCUCAACUAUGAAAUCUAAUAACGUCUUGAGAGCCGGUCCAAUCUGGGAUUCUAUGAACAAUGACGACAUGUGUCAAUUUGCUGAUGCAGAUGAUUUUCCAGUGGUUGGAUCAAGCUUCAAUCCAAUGUCUGAACCAUUUGAUGAGUGGCCAUGCAAUCUCAAGAUAAGUGCAGAAAUAAAAAUGAGUCAAAAAGACUUUGGUGAAUUGUUAAAUGGUGCUCCCAACGGUGGUAAGGAUAGGGAAAAUGAGUUCACUUUCCCUUGUGACUCAAUGUGUGAUGAUGAUGAUGAAGUCACAGAGUCAAAAAUUAGGGCUUUUCUUGAUGAGAAGGCCCUCGAUCUGAAGAAGCUGCAGACACCUUUAUAUGAGUUCUACAACACCUUGAAUGCCACCAAUUCUCGAUGUGUUACCAGUAUUUGCAAUGAAAAUAUAAUGGCUAAUUCAAAAUUGCCUCCUAAAUGCAAGUCUUCACCAAAGAAGGUUGUUAGUGGGACAUCUACGCCACAGUCUGAUAAUGAGAAUAAUAAUAAUUUGAGCCCUGGGAGCUGCAGCAUGCGUGCUUCGGUCAGCACUUUGGAGAAUAGUCGAAUUUUAAGAGAAAUAGCUUCUCCUGAGUGGGGCGAUUCUCUUCAAGAUGCUAAACAAGAACCAACCAGCGCAAGUGUAAGCGCCUCUGAGAAAGAAAGGAAGUGGAAAGAAGAGCUGGAUAUGGAGCUUGAGAGAGGAAGAGAAAUGCGCCAAGCUGGCCUUGGUAAAACAUCUUCUCCAAAGGAAAAAGGCCCGAACCGAAAGAGAGACCGACAACGGUUCACAUCUCCAACCAAGUGAUUGCAGAAGCAUUUCUACCAUAGCCGAACAAAUGGUCCAUCUCAUACUUUUAAGUUUGGAUAAUACAAAAGGUGUGCCGUUCCAUAAAUGUCGCCCCCAUCUUACCAUCUCUAUUAGUUGACGAGCAGAAGAAGGCUAGAUGUCGAUACCGGAGGCAUUUUUGCUGGUUCAAACACAGAGAGAAUCACGAAGCAAUGCCGAGUGGACAAUGCAGUUGCGAGCUGCCCAGUAAUCUUGUAAUUUGUGAAGAAUGUAAUGUUUCCUUUUUGAAGAAAUUGUUGAUUGCGUAUGACCAUAUUGACUGGCAUGUUUGGAAAUCACAGUUAUAUAAUGUAGGUUUUCCGUGUAGUUUAGUGGACAUAUUUGUUUGCCAUUUGAAUUAUUUAGUCUUUGAAGGAUGCCUACUAAUGUUGUAGUACUAAACAGUAGGUAUUUGCUUCUAGUUUAAGAGGAAAAGAAUAAUGUAAAUUUUAGUUAUGGACCUUUGAUCUGUUCAUUGCAGCUGCGAUGCCAUCAUAAAUUUAGCAUCUU